Mizuhopecten yessoensis (Yesso scallop) is the source of this 2875-nucleotide messenger RNA. Its product is annotated as protein farnesyltransferase subunit beta-like. The annotation marks the transcript as partial. The record is from RefSeq and is a predicted model, not a curated record. Gene Ontology annotation, molecular function: protein farnesyltransferase activity. Lineage: Eukaryota; Metazoa; Mollusca; Bivalvia; Pectinida; Pectinidae. The transcript is spliced from 6 exons. Gene Ontology annotation, biological process: protein farnesylation. Gene Ontology annotation, cellular component: protein farnesyltransferase complex.
GAAUUCAUCUUUUCUGGUGUUUUUGUUUGCUGUAGAGGAGCUUACUGUGCAGCUAGUGCAGCACGCCUGACCAAUAUUGUGACUCCAGAGUUAUUUGAUGGCACACCAGAGUGGAUUGUACGUUGCCAGACUUAUGAGGGUGGCUUUGGAGGUUGCCCCGGUAUGGAGGCCCAUGGAGGAUACUCGUUCUGUGGACUUGCAGCACUUUCUCUCAUGGGGCGAACAAGUCUUUGUGAUCUUCGUGCAUGUCUAAGAUGGACAGCUAACAGACAGAUGCGAUUUGAGGGGGGAUUCCAGGGUCGAACAAACAAACUUGUGGAUGGCUGUUAUUCCUUCUGGCAGGCUGGUACCUUCCCACUGUUCCAUAUGGUCUGUUCCAUGCAAGAUGACCACUGCUUGAGUACUGAGCGUUGGAUGUUUGAUCAUGAAGCAUUACAGGAGUAUAUCUUAGUAUGCUGUCAACACCAAGGUGGCGGUCUUAUUGACAAACCUGGCAAGUCCAGAGACUACUACCAUACCUGCUACUGUCUCAGUGGAUUAGCGGUGGCGCAGCAUUUUGCCGGUGGAAAACUUGCUCAUCUUCACAUAGUGGGAUCACAAGACAAUGAAUUGAAACCGACACAUCCUGUAUUCAAUAUAGGAGUGGAUGCAGUGGCCCAUGCCAACAUGUACUUUAACAGACUGUCCCCACCCAAGGGGCCAGAUGUAUGACGAAAAUUCCAUCAAUCUGCGUCAACGUCACCAAUGUCCUUCCCUGGUCCCUGGGUUCCGAGCCAGGUCAUGUGUACGCCUGGACAGUGCGAGAUAGCAUACUGGAUAUGUAUCUGUAUUUAGAGCUGGUAUAGAGGAGGAAAAACUUGUGUGUGAGCAAAGAUAGACUACACUGACUGUAUAUGAGAUAAUGCACGGUAGUGCAAUAGACCUCACCCCAGGGUAACUUACUAGUGGAGGGCUAGGGAAUCAUCCUUAACUUACCAAUGUUAAAAAAGGCAGGGGAACCUUCAGAUCACCUAUCCUUGACCUUAAAGGUUGAAAGUUCUGGAGAAUCUCCAAAGUUACUUGUCCUUGACAUAUCCGUGUUGAAACAUCCACCUUACUGAUCGGAAUAGGAUUUAUCAGUUUGGUAUGAAUAAUAAAUGUUCAAUUUGUUUUGAACACAAAUAGUAAAUUGAGAAGUUAUUUUUCAAGCUUUCGAAAACAUCUCUUUCCUUUGUCAAGCAAAGAGUGUCAAGGAUUGAGGAUUGGAACUCAUUGCUUGACAAAGGAAACAGGAAUUUUCAAAAACUCAGAGGAAGCUUGUGUUCAAAGCAAAGCAUUUAUCCACUUUACUGAAUCUAAGGUUAAAAGUCCCUGUUAUGACCUACAGUAUGGGGUAUCAUACUCCUCUGUAAGAGUUAAUCCAUCUCUAGGUUGUAUGGUACAUGUUCUUUGUAUGUUAACUCAUCACUAGGUUAUGUGUUGUAUGUAUUACUAUGUUAAUCUCUCUCUAGGUUGUAUGGUACAUGUUCUAUGUAUGCUAACUCAUCACUAGGUUAUGUGUUGUAUGUAUUACUAUGUUAAUCCAUCUCUAGGUUGUAUGGUACAUGUUCUUUGUAUGUUAAUUCAUCACUAGGUUAUGUGUUGUAUGUAUUACUAUGUUAAUCUCUCUCUAGGUUGUAUGGUACAUGUUCAAUGUAUGUUAACUCAUCACUAGGUUAUGUGUUGUAUGUAUUACUAUGUUAAUCUCUCUCUAGGUUAUGUAUUGUUACUGACUUACUUGACUUGACUUAACUUGUAUUGUAUCUAUUACUACCAGAUAUACUAACCAAUAUCUAGGUUGUCUAUUCUAUGUAUAACUAUAACCCAUUUCUAGAAUGUGUUGUAUAUGUAUAUUAAACUAUAACCCAUCUCUAGGUCGUGUGGUAUAUGUAUAACAAUAACCCAUCUCUACAUUGUGUUGUAUAUGUAUUACUAUAACACAUCUCUAGGUCAUGUGGUAUAUGUAUAACAAUAACCCAUCUCUAGGUUGUGUGGUAUAUGUAUAACAAUAACCCAUUUCUAGCUUGUGUGGUAUAUAUGUAUUACUAUAACACAUCUCUCGAUCGUGUGGUAUAUGUAUUACCCGGUUACAAUGUGUAGCCAUCAGUAAGUCAUGUGUUUAAGGUAUUACUAUGAUAAUUCACUUUAAAGAUAUAUUGAUGAUGGUCAAUGUUUUAUUUUGAAACUGUUUUUUUUUUUUUUUAAAUACAUUUAUUCUACAUAAUGAAUGUCACUGUGGAAAAAUGUGUCUAUAUAUAGGCAAAGAUACCUAACGGUGAUAAUGAGUACCGAAGUGGUGUACGUAUAACUACAUUGUAGACAAACUGUCCAUCAUUGGUUUGGUGUGAAUAUAUUACCUCUGUUACAUGGGGUCUGAUAAACUAAUUGUUAUGUUGUUUACAUUCAGUCUAUAUGUAUUUGUGUUACAUCUACAGAAAAUAUACAUACAGGUUUGUCAGCACUUUAUCGCAUUACACGUACUGUCUCCUCGAAUCAAGCUUAAACUGCAGUGUCAUUGUGGGAAAUAACUGUUGGGGUCUUGUUGGCAGUACAAUUAUGAGUUUUCCCUUCAUUCAUUCAAUGACCUAACACUGUUUAUGUUUCCCUUGUGUUAUAGACAGGUUAAUAAAGCCACAUUGGUUUAUGUCUUUAAGGCACAACAUAUAUUUACAUAAAGCAUUCAUGUCUACAGAUUUUAAUACAAUUUUGGAUAUAUGAUUUACAUAUGUAUUGUUAGUAGACUAGGUAUACACAAAUGUGUUUAAUAUCUGUAUGUUCACGAAAUGUGUGAACUAUUUACACUAUUUUUGUCAAACUAUUGUGAUCAGAAGUAUUGUUAAUAAAGACUUUGCCCCUG